UCACCCAUAUGAAUCCCCCUUGACAACGACGUCUAAUCCGUCAUUGUCAUCAUCGCCAACAUCGUCUUUGUCGCGUGGGCAGUCCAUUCGACUUGGUAGUGUGGAUCCACCCGCCGUGCCUGCAAUUUACUCGCAGCUGGAAGAACUCAUGCGGGUGAAUGAAACUCAAAGACAGCUAUUACAAGAAGUGUGUGGAACAUUAAAUAUCGGCGGUGCAAAACACAAGGCAACUGAACAGAGAAAGGUCUCUGGUCCAAAACAAGCUCCAUCAGACGUUCCAGAAAUAAGACCUCUGGGAGAAGAUGUACCAUCUACUCUGGAUACUUUGGAACAUCUGUUACAAAUGUCUAUCCGUGAAAACACAUCACUUCAAAGGGAGAACGACGCUCUUCGUCUGGAGUUGGAGCAAUUGAAACAAGCAGAGGCCAAUGGAAGACUGUAAAAAAAACACACACACACAAAACAGAGAAAUAAGAAUAAUAAUUGUUCCUUCUUUUUGCACAAAAAUCAUCUUGUUUUAUUGUUCUCAAGUCCAGAUGCUUAUACCCUCAAACGGUUU
This is a messenger RNA of Phycomyces blakesleeanus NRRL 1555(-), 559 nucleotides long. RefSeq lists its product as hypothetical. The transcript has 3 exons. Lineage: Eukaryota; Fungi; Mucoromycota; Mucoromycetes; Mucorales; Phycomycetaceae. Bases 149 to 442 code for a protein of 97 amino acids. The record is from RefSeq and is a predicted model, not a curated record.